AUGAAGAAAUCUUAUUUUUUGGUUCUCCUUCACUGUUCAUACAUAUUUGGGGUUACAUAUGAUUGGAAACCCGAUGAUGAUGAAGACGACGUGUAUAUUCCUAUGAAGAGGUAUCAGAACUGCACGAGAGAUACAGAUGUAAUAGAUAAAUUAUUAAAUGGAACUGGCUAUAAUAAGUUUCGCAUCCCAGAGGAUGAGGGAAUGACAGUAUUCGUCGAGAUUUGGAUUCAAGCCAUUACUUCAAUCGACGAGUUAACUAAUGAUUUCGAAAUGGACAUUUACAUUACGGAGAAGUGGCUUGAUCCUGCACUGAACUUUGAGAAGUUAUCUCCUUGCAAAGGAAACUUAUCUCUGAAUCAUCAGGUGUUGGAGAGACUAUGGACUCCAAAUAGUUGUUUUAUCAAUAGUAAAGUAGCAGAAAUCCAUGAUUCGCCUUUCCGAAGUGUGUUUCUAAUGCUUUUUCCUAACGGGACAGUCAUGGUCAAUUAUCGAGUGAGGGUGAAAGGACCAUGCUCUUUGGAGCUCAGUAAUUUUCCUCUGGAUCUACAGACGUGUGGACUGAUUUACGAGAGCUUUAACUACAAUCGUCAAGAAGUCAUGAUGAAGUGGGCAGAUAUCAGCGAGCCCGUUUACAAAGUUAACGAAAUCGUUCUCCCAGACUUUGAUUUGUUUAAAAUCAAAGCGAAAGCUGUUAGAGAACCUUACCCAGCUGGAAUGUGGGAUGAGCUACAUGUUACCUUGAUGUUCCGGAGAAGAUUUAUAUGGUAUUUCAUGCAAGCAUAUCUUCCAACCUACCUCACAAUCUUCAUAAGUUGGAUUUCUUUUUCUUUGGGACCUAAAGCUAUUCCUGCUCGAACCAUGUUGUGUGUGAACGCUUUACUAGCGAUGAUUUUUCAAUUUGGAAACAUCAUGAGAAACUUGCCAAGAGUUUCCUACAUAAAAGCCAUAGAUGUGUGGAUGUUAGUGUCAAUGACAUUCAUUUUCUGCAGUUUAUUAGAACUGGCUAUUAUCGGGUUCAAAGUUCGAGACGAACCUCCACCCAAAAAGAGCUCAAUGAAGAAACAAAAGACAAUACAACUUGAUGCUUCCGGAUCUCCGCAAGGAUUAGGGUUGUAUGAGAGAAGAUUCAUGUUUCCACCUGGCUGUGGAACCAGUAGUGGUCAGUCGACAGCGAAGAGCAAUUGGCCUCCUGAGCGAAUAGACGCCAUCUCCAGUGUGAUGUUUCCUCUCUCAUUCUUCAUUUUCAAUAUUGUCUACUGGUCUUAUUACAUUAAUCGGAAGAACCAAAUUUGGACCCAACUCAAAUCAUAUUGA
Molecule: messenger RNA, 1314 nt
Organism: Auanema sp. JU1783
Lineage: Eukaryota; Metazoa; Nematoda; Chromadorea; Rhabditida; Rhabditidae
Source: the annotation of a GenBank genome assembly